This is a messenger RNA of Colletotrichum siamense, 1986 nucleotides long. RefSeq lists its product as uncharacterized. Lineage: Eukaryota; Fungi; Ascomycota; Sordariomycetes; Glomerellales; Glomerellaceae. The coding region runs from base 1 to 1986 and encodes 661 amino acids. The transcript has a single exon. The record is from RefSeq and is a predicted model, not a curated record.
AUGAUGACCGCUAUAUACACCGAGGCCAAGGGUGUACUCAUUUGGCUGGGCCACGACAAGAAAGCAGAAGAAGCAUUACGUUCUCUCCCCUCGGAUGAAGACAUACUCGGUGGAGAAAACCCUCCUUGCAUUCAAAACGCUUUGCACCUCCUAUGGUUCAGUCGCCGCUGGGUAAUACAAGAGGCGGUAGUCAACCGGAAUACAGUCGUCUACUGCGGAGCAGUCUCGAAACACCUCUAUGAUGUUGGUCAGAACGCACUGCAACUUAUGCACUCCCAGUAUGCAAUAACACUUGGUCCAAAGCUUUUGAAACGAGCGGAGGGACUCGACGCCGUAUUCAACCUAUUCUUCUACAAGCAUGUCGCCACAUAUUCAUAUUACGAGAUGGAAUUCACCAGUCUCAUGCUUGCAUUCGACGAAUACGAGUGCCAGAACCCUCGAGACCGGAUUUUCACAUUGGCAACUCUAGCAAAAGACAUGGCCGUGAGAAACGUAACCGUGGAGUGGGUUCAUCAGGCUUUGGCUACCGAACAGUCGGGGGACCCCACGAAAGAUCUUCGGACUUGGCGCUCCCACGAGACGUAUGUUAACUAUGAGGCGACAACAGCUGACAUCUACAUUCUCUUCGCCUACUCCUUAGCCAUUAAUGGCAAACUAGGAUGGAUGCUUGGCCAAGCCUCUGCUAGACUGUCAGCUUCCACCGAAGGAUCUAUGUCCCAUCCAGAUUUAGAUUUGCUGCCUCGAUGGGUGCCGAACUGGACUGUCAAGUACCACCGCCACGCACUCUGGCUUGAAGGCAACGAUGUCCGCUGGGGACCCUGGGUCAACCUCGGUAGCGCAAUUGGACCACCUUUGGUUCAUUGCGCCCUUGCGAGAUUUCCUAUCUCACCAGGGUCAUUCGCCUAUCGAAUUCGUACCCGAUUAGGUCGGAUAUUUUUGAGUCAAACCACCGGCACUGCGGCGGAAGAUUCAUGUGAAUACGCAGAAGAAGACCGAACGUGUCCCUUUGUGGUCACUUGGAAAAGCGAAGCUUUCCCUUCCAAUCAGUCAACACCAGAGGACGUGGUUCAGUGGAUAAGACGGACUUUUCAGUCCAUCUGGGAGGUAGGACUCUCCGGCAUGGAUACCAAGCUCCGUGGAGAUGAUGUCAAAGAACGACUUGCCGAUCGGUUCUGUUACGUCCUCGUGGCUGGUGCAUAUAUGUACAGCGACAAGCGUCUUUCCAGCAAACUCAAGAGCGCCGCAGCAGAGCUAGCAGAAUUGGCACAGACGAUACAGACCAUGACAAAUUUCUCUCCUGAGCAAAGUCCCCGAAGAAUGCUCGACAUUCUCGUUCAUCCAAGUCAGUUUUGGGAUGAUGCCGAAAAGAUGAAUGAUGAACUGCUUGCACCAAUCAUCGUCAAACUUCUCAAGGAGGUCAUUUUCAACGAUCCAGAUAUCACUAUUCCAGGCUGGCAUCACGUCUUUCAAAUGGCUUCUCUUACAAUGGAGCAUCGCUGCGUUCUCACUUGCGACGUAGAUAAUCCGCCUGCGGAUGCUUUGCCAUUCGAUAUUGUCGGUAUUGGACCUGACCACCUCGAGCUUGGCGACCGAGUCUUUUCCCUUCCUCUCAGAAGAAAGCACUUCCGUGAUGGAGAACAAUUUGAGCACCCCAUUACGAAAGAAUUCUUUCAAGAUGUAGCGUAUGCGCCCUUGGCAUUCCAAAACGUCUGGGCAGCGACAUACCUCGCGCGCCCUAUGGGUGGAGUCCAUGUAGUCCACUCCCAACCUGUCGAAGACGGGGCUGAGGCGGAGCAUCCCAAGAUUUUCCAAUUUGUCGGAGAUUGCUUUCUUUCAACAGUGAGAUGGCUUUCGCCAAGUCGUGGACUUAUGCCUAAGGCCUGGCUGUCUUACGAGACGGAGGACAGCGACGAAGCUGCAUGUCAAAAGGAGUUCGGUGACCGAUAUUCAGAUUUUGAUGAGGAUGGUGAGAUAUAUCUUUGCUAA